AUGCCUCCAGCCAAAAAGAGAAAGCUCGACUCAAAAUACAAUGGACCAACGUCCCCAAUCGUCCAUACCUUUCAUUUGCCUGGUCAUGAAGCCGACGUUAAACUAAAAAUAUUUGAUGAAUUGCAGCUCCAUGUUCACUCAGUGGUCUUGAAGCUCCAUAGUGCUUUCUUCCGAAGAUUUCUGGAUCCAUCCAAUAAGAAUGGCAAUGGUGAAGACACUGGAAGUUUCAAAUAUGAAUGGGCAACAGUCUACGACGAUGAUGGAAGCUGGAGUUUGGUUGACGCCAGGAAUAUUAAACAUGACAAUCCAAGCUCAAAUUUGAUGCCGAGACAAAUAAAACGUAACCAAAAACUACAUGAGACAGCGUUCAUAAACUUCAUCGGUACUUUCUACGGGAAGUUAUGGGUAAUCAAAAAUACUGAAGCUUUGCAGCUGGUCACCGAACUCGCCGAUUAUUAUUGCGCUCUUCCAGUUGUUUCAAAAUCGAUGCAUGGGGGCUUUUUCAUAAGCCCUGAAUUUUGCAAAAGAAUUUUCUUUAGCAAUAAAUUGACUUUGCUCAAUUUAGCAUUGAGAUUACGUUCUCCAGAGCUCUUUCGGGAAUGCAUGAUAUGCUUAGUUGGAAGGUGGCAAGACAUCACUCGCGAAUAUCCAGUUGAAAGCCAACCUGAGAUGCUGUAUAACCCAAAGCUUGCAAACCCGAAGCUAAACGAGUUAGCGAUCAAGCUGCAUAACCAAAUGUGUAUCAGAAUAUCAGCGACGCAACGACAAAUUGUUUUCUGUUGUCAAGUCGACUCGAAUGCUCUAGAAAUCAAGGCCAAAAUCGAAAAAUGUUAUCUCGAGAAAAUGAAGUUGAGAGAGACUGAACAAGGGGUCUACCGUGGCCAAGUUUCACUCCCUGAAUACUUUCAAGCGUUUGGAGAAGAGUCUUCAGGAGUUUUUGCGCGAGCUGUUAGUGACAUAUUGAAAAACGAACUUAUCUUCAACAAGUCUUUACGGGCUGGGGAUAUUCUAUUUCCUGGAAAGACACAUAAAGAUGUCCAGUCACAUUUUCUAUGUGCAGAGAUUAAAGACGAGGAUCUACCGUGGGAUCUUAACGAAACCGAUUGGUUAAGAGAAGCAGGAAGCCGUCUACAUUUAACUCUUUGGUCAUCAUGGCCAAGAAUUCCGCGGCGGGUUUCAACAGGAGCGAUCAUGGAUCAAACUCAAAGACUAUCCCCAAAGCUUAAGGUGUUUUCACUUCCCGACCAAACACCUGAUACUAGAUUUGUCCUGUUCGAUGAAAUAGAAAUCCAUUUACAUUCUACAGUUUUGAAACUACACUCGGCAUUCUUCCGCAAGUUUCUUGACUCUCCAGACAAAAAGCCUGCAGAGCCGUCAGCAGAAUUCCGAUACGAAUGGGUCAGCGAGAUUGAGGAGGAUGGCGAAUGGCACAUGGUUGAGAAAUCCCACGCAAAGCCAAAUAAUAAUCUCUUGUCGGAAAAUACAUUCUGGGAUAUGGAGGUCCUCGUCUUCAUCGAGAUGCUCAACGCACUAUACCGUAUUCCCUAUAAGAUCUGGGCGACCCGACUGUUCAUCGUCACCAAGAUGGCAGAUUAUUAUUGUUGCCUUCCGGCAGUCUCACACAAUCUCUUUGCUUGUUUCGACCAAAGCAAUAACGAAUAUGUCGCAGAAAAUGCUGUCCACCUUCUUGAUAUUGCCUACAAGCUUCGUCAACCACUUCUCUUCAAAGACUGCCUCAUUCACGUUGCUGGUUAUAUGCCUUCUGACUCCCGCAAUUUUCAUCAUUUGUGCAACAGGGUGAUCUAUGAUGUCAUGAUGAAAGCACGUAAUGAGGUUAAUCGACGAGUAGUUGAAGCCCAGAAACGUCUCAUACUAUCUACACCUAGCGAGGAGCGCUCGAAACUUCUAAGCCACAGUUGGGAGGUUGGCUUCGAGGAAACGGAAGGACAGCUGAGCCUGCCUCGUUACUUCAGACUUUUGGCGGAGCACGAUGGCGAAUUCGCCAGUGCCCUGUCUAACGUGCUCCAAUGCGAGUUACGUUUACCGUAUGAAGUCAGUCACGAAGCGGGUGCCCGUGAUCUCAAUGAUACGGACCACUUUUAUUGUGCAAGGUUGUUAGACAGAGAUCUACCACAAAGAAUAACGAUGGCAGGAGCCGCUCUAUCUGAUGGAGGGUCAGCACCCCAGAUACAGAUCAAGAAGUUCGAUGUCCCAGGCCAGCUUCCAGAUACCCGAUUUCGUCUCUUUGGAAAGAUGGAAAUUCAUGCCCAUUCACCUUUACUCAAAAUCCAUUCUGCCUUCUUUCGAAAAUUUAUGGAUUCUCCAGACAAGAUAGCUGCAAAAGCUGGAGCGGCCUUUGCAUAUGAGUGGGUUGAUGAGGUCGAUGAUGAUAGUUCUGGAUGGCAUGUCGUUGCUGAUAGUAAUAAAAAGAGUUCAAAUAAAUUAUCGGAGGGCAUGUCAGAGCCAGCAAUAGAAGUCUUUGUCAGCAUGCUUAAUUGCAUUUAUCGCAUCCCAUUUAAGACCGAACCAAUGCAAUUGAUCGAAGUUACAAAACUUGCAGAUUAUUAUCGUUGUUUGCCAGCAGUGUCAAACAGUCUGUAUGCUUGUUUCUAUAUGAGCCCUAAUUUUGAUAUUCACAAAGCGCGCGAUCUCAUCGAGUCAGCGUACAAACUUCGUCAGCCAUUAUUGUUCAGAGACUGCAUCAUCUAUAUUGCUGGCAGUAUGCAACAGACGACUUUAUUCCUGCACGAGAUCAAGAAUUCCAAUGCCCAACAGGCUCUGCAACAGGCACUGCUGACUGUACGGAACAAAAUCUUCGAAAGCCUUGUUGGAGCCCAAGAAGUGGUGCAUUUGACGGCUUCUAAUGAUGAUGAGCCACUGUUCAAGAUAAUGAAGGAUGUUAGCAUCAAAGUAUCGGAAAAUGGAAACUUUUCCCAGCCAGAAUUUUAUAGGAAACUAGUUGAUCGGGAAGAGAGAUUUUCAGAAGGCUUAGAGGAGGUGCUUUCCGGAAAUUUGCAGCUGGAUAGUUCAGCCUUGGCGGGAAUCGGUGAUUACUACAAUCAUUUUCUCUGCGCAAGUUUAAGCGACGAGGAACUACCAUGGGACACUACAGAAACCGAUUGGUAG
Molecule: messenger RNA, 3126 nt
Organism: Botrytis fragariae
Lineage: Eukaryota; Fungi; Ascomycota; Leotiomycetes; Helotiales; Sclerotiniaceae
Exons: 9
Coding region: 1-3126 (1041 amino acids)
Source: RefSeq, a predicted model, not a curated record